AUGGUGGAGGAAGGGAAAGGCGUGGAGCCCUAUGACGUGAUUCUGAAAGCGCCCUUUCCGAACAUCGAAGUGCUUCGAUGGGCUCCCGGAACGAUGGGAGCACCGGGGUUACCGGGCUUACGAGCCAUACCCGAUGAAAGGCCUCAUUGGUUUACCACAGACAACCGCAGGCUCUACGUGCUUCAGAGGGCGGCUGCCAAGCUUUGGCCCAAGAAAGCGGGCGUCAAAGUAGAUUUGCUCUUUGCGGGAGACAGUGAGCUUUUUAAGAAGUACAACUCCUCCACCGCGGGCUUGUUCGCCUCCAUCAGUGAUUCCGGAGUGGUCAGCGAUGUUUGCGAAGAGGUUUGGGACUGGAUGAGGGCCGUCACUCCCCGUGAUGGCUCCGUGGACAUGGCCUUGGAAGAAGCCGCGCACAAGCAGGUUCUUCUUGAUGAUGCUUCAGGCACACUCGAAGAACUAGUGAGCGUUCCCCAGGACCUGCAGGGGUCUGCGAUCCAAUCCUAUGUGUGCUCUGCCAAAGAGCAGAAAGAGCAGAAAGAGCAGCAAGCUGACAGCCUGGAUGGCCGAGAUGCAGACGCAGAUGCCACUGCAAGCACCUCAAGCACCUCAAGCACCUCGAGCACCUCAAGCAGUGUGCAGCUGAGCAUCCCCAGCAUCCCGACCACGACCACCACGACCGUCACCGCCAUGAAGGGCACGAGGAAGAGCAAUGAGAAGAACUCCGGUGAGGACACCUCCUUGAAGAAGACCGCGAGGAGAAAUGACAGGAAUGACAGAAACGGUAGAAACAAAGGAAAGGAUGAGUCAGCGUGGCAGUGGCCCAGUCUUGCGGAGCACUGGCGCGAUGUCUCAGGUUUGCUUGAGGGCAGUUGGAGAGGGCCAAAGGGUGAGACUUACACGAUGCAUUUCGGGGAGCCUUCAGAUGACGUGGUUCCCGGCCACUGUAUCAGAUGUCAGAACUCCAAGGAGAAGACUUUCUCUGUGCGAUACGAAUAUGACAGCUGCCUCCUUUUCUGGGGUACAGGCCACAAGUUCUGCUUGGACCCUGAGGAACUCCGGGUAACGUCCAGGAAAGCCCGCUGGUACCUCGCCGGGAAAGAGGAUCCUGAGUUCGAGUGGGUGCUUAUUGGGGACCUGCCUCCUGAAGAAACGAAGCGGGUUGCCAGCGGCAAGGCAGGCAAGACGGGCAAGACGGGCAAGACGGGCCAGAGUGCCGCCAAAGACGAAGCAAGCCAUCCCCGGCCGCGCAGGCGACGUUUGAAGCAAGGCCCAAUGUGCAGGCUGCCUAGGCCCUAG
This is a messenger RNA of Symbiodinium natans, 1296 nucleotides long. The record is from the annotation of a GenBank genome assembly. Lineage: Eukaryota; Dinophyceae; Suessiales; Symbiodiniaceae.